This is a messenger RNA of Ruditapes philippinarum (Manila clam), 2246 nucleotides long. Its product is annotated as 5-hydroxytryptamine receptor 4-like. Gene Ontology annotation, molecular function: neurotransmitter receptor activity; G protein-coupled serotonin receptor activity. The transcript has a single exon. NCBI's taxonomy places the organism in Eukaryota, Metazoa, Mollusca, Bivalvia, Venerida, Veneridae. Gene Ontology annotation, biological process: chemical synaptic transmission; G protein-coupled receptor signaling pathway, coupled to cyclic nucleotide second messenger. The record is from RefSeq and is a predicted model, not a curated record. Bases 473 to 1687 code for a protein of 404 amino acids. Gene Ontology annotation, cellular component: membrane; dendrite.
GAUUUUAUUAUUGAAAGUUACGUUUGUGAAAAUGUAGGUUUAAUAGUGUGUAGCCCAAUAGGAAACAUACGUACUUCCUUGUUAUAAAUAUUUUAUAAAUUCGUGUAUGGGUACAUAUAAUGGGAACGUCUCGUAACUUUGUUGCAUAUCAUCAUCUUAACAAGUGAUCUUUUUCUGGAAAUAAUGUCUUGUCAUUAUCAAGGAUUAAACAAAUAAAAAAAUCUGUUCACUUUACAUGGAUCAAUGACAUGUUUGUUAUCAAGCGUUACAGACAAAUUUAAAAUAACCCACUCUCGCAAAAUAUCAAAGGUAAACAGGACACAUGGAUAUUACAAAUCUAUAAGCGUAUGCUCUUUUAUUUCGAUUAAAAUUUACACUGAAAAAGGAAUGUAUAGUUUUGAUGAUAGAAUUACUGAAUAAUUACAUGUAAUUAUAUUUUAACGUGUUAUACAUUGUGUAAAAACGUCUUAAAAUGGUGGACAUACGCAAUUAUUCGUAUGUCUUUGAUACCAGUGACUUUGAAAAAGUGUCAAUAGUGUACAGCAGCCAUUACGAUGCUCAUAUUAAAAAUUACUCCAUACCGGAAGAAGAUGUUGCUUCAACCGGAAGUAAAUGCGACGCCAUUUUGCAAGAUAUGCCGGGUCCUCCGCCUUUAUAUGGAUCAGUGUCACGUUACGCUCUUGCCGCUUUUUUGUUCAUAUUUCCGUGUUUUACAUUGAUUGGCAGCAGUUUUGUAAUAAUUGCAGUGUAUACUCAUAAAAGGUUACAUACAAUCACCAACGCAUUUGUUGUGUCUUUAGCUGUUGCAGACUCUCUCGUAGCUAUUCUUGUGAUGCCAUUCGGAAUUUAUCAACAGUUCAAUAACAAAACAUGGAAUCUAAGUAGAGAGUUAUGUCUUAUAACAACAAGUUUUGAUGUCAUGUUCACAACUACAUCAAUAUUCAACUUGUCAUGUCUGGCUAUAGACAGAUAUUUGGCCAUUUGCAGGCCGUUCGAUCAUGAAAGAUUAACUAGAGGUAAAGUGAUCUGUAUGCUGUCAUUAUGUUGGAUCAUCCCAAUUUUCAUUUCGUUUGUUCCUAUAUUAAACAAAUGGAACACAAUAGGAAUAGAGGAGUUUAUUGACUGCGCAUUCCCGGAAGAAGAUUUGUCCCAUUGUGUGUUCGUAGUGAACAAGGUGUUUGCAACAAUAGGUUCUGUAUUCGCCUUUUACAUUCCAACAUCAUUCAUUCUCGUUUGUUAUAUUCAUAUAUUCAAAGCGGCCAGGAAGCAGGCUUACCAAAUUAGCAGUUUAGAACUCACCUCACAUAAACAGCACAGACACGGGAAGUUAAAACACGAGACAAAAGCGGCUAAAACCGUCGGCAUCAUCAUUGGUUGCUUCUUCAUUUGCUGGUUCCCGUUUUUCGGACUUAAUAUUAUCGAUCCGUUCAUUAACUAUAAAAUACCAUAUAUACCAUGGACUAUUGCACUAUGGCUGGGUUAUAUAAACUCAAUGCUGAACCCUAUACUCUAUUAUAACUUUAACAAACAUUACAAAGUAGCUUUUAGAAGACUUCUUAGCUGUAAAGUUUGUCGCGGAGUGAGUGAAUUUGAGUACGAAACGGUUCAAAGUAGUUAUCAUACAGAAUAUAUACAAUCAACACGGAACUCGAUUUCUUCAAAACUUGCAUAUCAUAGAAAUAGCUGAUAAUUAUGCUAAUUCAGUCAUAUUCUAAUAAGUUUAAUGGAUAAUGUAACGAAUCGCUCCAUUGACGAUUCGCCCCUUAACGACUCGCCCCUUAUAACCAUUCGUUUCACAUUUGUGACAAUUGGCUCCAUAUUAUAUUUGCUAUACAGUAUAUGCUGUCCAUUAACAUAGGUAAAGAAAUUGUUCUUACCUUUUUUCAGAUCAUUUUUUUGGAAUGAUAUUUAAAAUAACUUAUUGAUGUUAAACCUAUACGUUGUCAUUAGAAAUUCUGUCUACUGACUUUAUAUUUCGGAUACAUACAUUCGUACAUAAUCUCUGUUCGUGUUGAAAACUCUUGUGUUCUACUAUACUGAUGUGCAAGGAUGGAUAUUUAUACAGAUAAGGUUGACAUGAAAAACUAUACAGUUUCUUCAUGGUUGGACUACCUACAUUUUACGUCGGUAAAUAACUGAAAUACUUAUCCCUGAUGAACAGCAUUUUGACCUGAAUGAAAAAACUUGUAAACAACAAGUUUAUGCCUUAUACGGGUUCAUAACAAGAACAAGCUAGAUAAAGCAAA